AUGUCGACCAGCAUUACUGAACCCGAACAGAAGCAAGAGCUUCAAGGCAUACGCAAGAACGGCAAACAAUGGCAUCCGCCGCGAAAAGCAUUCCGCCCUGGAUCCGGGUUGACUUCGUAUGAGAAACGAACGAAAUUACGCACGGCUGCGGCUGCGACGAAGGCAAGAGAAAAUGAAAUGAAAGAAGAAAAGGAGGCAGAAAGAAAGCAACGGGUUCAAGCCAUCAAGGAGAAGCGCGCAGCGAAAGAGGAGAAGGAGAGAUAUGAAAAGAUGGCAGAGAAGAUGCACAAAAAACGAGUCGAACGUCUAAAGAGAAAGGAAAAGCGCAACAAGCUCCUCAACUCAUGA
Daldinia childiae is the source of this 348-nucleotide messenger RNA. Its product is annotated as rRNA-processing protein cgrA. The record is from RefSeq and is a predicted model, not a curated record. The transcript is spliced from 3 exons. NCBI's taxonomy places the organism in Eukaryota, Fungi, Ascomycota, Sordariomycetes, Xylariales, Hypoxylaceae. The coding region runs from base 1 to 348 and encodes 115 amino acids.